Papaver somniferum (opium poppy) is the source of this 1346-nucleotide messenger RNA. RefSeq lists its product as uncharacterized. The coding region runs from base 382 to 1083 and encodes 233 amino acids. Lineage: Eukaryota; Viridiplantae; Streptophyta; Magnoliopsida; Ranunculales; Papaveraceae. The record is from RefSeq and is a predicted model, not a curated record. The transcript has a single exon.
UAGAUUCAACAAAAAAUAAAAAUACAGAUCUAAAGCCGUUUAUUAAUACACAACCAAUUUCUUAAUCUCUCUAUCUCUCUCAACAUAUAUAUAGGGAGAGUUCAAUGCAUUCUGCCAUAAAUUAUUCAACUGUUUCAGAGACCUGGCAAAGCUAACUUCAUUAGUACUUCGCCAAGGUAUCUUCAUCUUCCCAUUUUCCUCUAACUGUACUUCUUCUUCUUCUUCUUCUUCUUCUUCUUCUUCUUCUUCUUCUUCUUCUUCUUCUUCUUCUUCUUCUUCUUCUUCUUCUUCUUCUUCUUCUUCUCCUCCUCCUCCUCCUUCUUCUUGGGUUUAUAGAUCUCUCAACCUAACUCCGAUUGUAAUACCCCUAGAAGAACCAAAAUGUUUAGUCGUACGAGUUCUCGUCGACAUGAUCUACCAAAGAAAUCACUACAUAUUAUCAAAGAAGAUGAUAAGUUUUUCUCAAGACUUUUAUCAAAAGAAAAUAACUCCAUGGCAAAUACUGCGAAUAACUCAUUCAGGGUUUACUAUGGAGUUGCUUCUGGUGCUGUUCCGUUUAUGUGGGAAUCUCAACCCGGUACACCUAAACAUCCAUUAUCCGACACUUCUCUUCCACCUCUUACACCUCCUCCUUCUUACUACCUAAAUGCCAAGAAGAAAAAUAAAUCCAUGACGGACAAGAAAACUUCAAAACCAAAUCUUUUCUUGGACACCAUCUUUCUUAAACGCAGUUUAAGAAAAAGUCAUAUUUCGCCAUCACUUUCAUCAGCAUCUUCGUCAUCGGUUUCUUCAUUCUCUUCGUCGGUUGCAACAUCGACAUCUUCUGCUCCACAGACACCCUUGUCUUCGCAUUUUCAUAAGCGUAAUACACGGUUUUCGAGCCCAAGAUCUUCUUUUGAUUCGAGAGGAGAUGAUACUAUCGAAGGUUCUUCAGGAUUCGGAUCUCCUACUUCUAUACUGCACUUUCGUGAUAAUACUAGUCCAACUGGUUGUGUUUCAUUGGUGGUAGUGAAGAAAGCUUUGUUAUCAAUCGUUGGUCAUCACGGAUCUAGCCAUGGUAACACUACUACUACUACAGCUUAAUCAAAAUGAUGAUUUGAGUGAGUGUUUUAUGUUUAUAUUAUUAAUGUUUGAAUACUCUUUUAUUGAGCAAGAUCAGUUCAUGAAAGAGUACUAAAAGUUAGCCCCAGUUCGUUAUCAAUAUGGGUUUGUAAAAUGCUAUGGUAGUAGGUACUUAACUACCAAAAAAAAAUAACUUGGUUAAUUAAAAAAUGUAUUGUAUUAUGAUCUUAUUAAGUAGGAUAGUAUCCGCCAUGAAUGAAAAACACUUGGUUUUUGUUGUUUCA